Molecule: messenger RNA, 2679 nt
Organism: Cordyceps militaris CM01
Lineage: Eukaryota; Fungi; Ascomycota; Sordariomycetes; Hypocreales; Cordycipitaceae
Product: MFS transporter, putative
Exons: 3
Coding region: 1-2679 (892 amino acids)
Biological process (GO): transmembrane transport
Cellular component (GO): membrane
Molecular function (GO): transmembrane transporter activity
Source: RefSeq, a predicted model, not a curated record
AUGCCGACCUAUCUCUGCCACGGCUUUCGAUGGCACCGCCGCGACAUGCGCAUCUUUGUCAUCCUCAAUGACCUGGAAGAAGCCGCUCCCGAUUGGGUCAUGGGCGAGACCACCGCCACCUCGAUUCUCGACCAAUUCACGAAGCACUUCGAUUUUCUGCCCAAAAUCUCGGAUGAAGAAGCCGAAGCCGCGUCCUAUCCCUGGAACGGCAUCCGCCCAACAGCCGUCGCCCUGCAUCACGAUGACAACUUUGCGCAACCUCCCUCGCGCGUCCCUGUAGCCCACGACCCUGUGCUGCAGUAUACCUGGUCGCCAGUCAAGCUCCUCGAAGAAUACGACCCGGACGAGACCGUCAGCCCCGCCAGGCCCUACGCAUACGUUGCCGACCACGUCGUCCGUGUCGACCUCGGUGCCGACGUGCUUGCUGAAAUGGCUGCCUACGAAAAGGUGACCAAGGGCGGCCAGAAUGACUGGUUCCAAAAGUUGCGCGACAAUCUGCAGAAAGACUCCGACAUUGGCUGGCACGUCGUCGUCUGCAGCGACACCGAACGCGAAUACCCAGACGACGAGACCGAGACCAGAUCCGAUUUGGACAAUCUCCGCCUUUCCCAGGCUGAGAAACAGCGACCCACGACCACGAUGACGACUCAAUCCGCACAGCGCGGGUCCUUUAUGACGGCCAGCAGCACCCGGGCUUCACAAGACCAAUCACAGUUGUGGGCGGGCCAAGACUACUCGCACAUGAAGCCACCGCCCAUCCCAGACGAUGAAAGUAGCCAAGGAGGCAGCCCCGGCCACAGUCGUCGGCCAUCGCUGAGGCAUCGCCUGUCAAAGGCUGGACUGCGUCGCAUAUUUAGUAAAAAGGACGAACAGACCCAGGAACAGAUCAGCCCCAUGGCGUUUCGGCCGCAGCCGGGCGAGGCCUCGCCGUCCUUUGCGCAGACGGGCGCCGAGUUUGAUCUCGACGACAGCGACGACGACCUCUUCCACCUCGACGAAUACGACGAUGACGACGACGACGACGAGGCCGUGGACCUACAGUCCGAGGUCGGCGGCGCCGAGGCCUACCAGCUGCGCGGCAUGCGCGGCCCCGGCGGCCCGCGUCCGGGCAGCUCCCGCGACGAAGCGGCGUCAUCGUCGGCCGUUUCGGCGCGGCGGCGCAAAGCACGCGCGGCGGCGCGGACUCGACGCGGGAGCGCCAGCACAACGGCGAGCUACAAGCUGUACACCCCGGACGAGGAGGCCGUCGUGCGGCGCAAGUUUGACCGCCGCCUCGUGCUCUUUCUCUCUCUGCUCUUCCUGCUGAGCUUUGUGGACCGAUCAAACAUUGGCAACGCCCGCAUCGCCGGGAUGGAGGAGGACCUGCAGACGACGCCGCCCAACAACCGCUGGUACGAGUGGUCCCUCACGGCCUUUUACGUCACCUACAGCGCCUUUGAGUGGAUGUCGCUGCUGUACCGCGUCUGGCCCGCGCACGCGCUCAUCUCCAUCGCCGUCGUCGCCUGGGGCGUCGUCGCCUCGCUGCAGGCCGUCGCGCCGUCGUACCCGGUCCUCGUCGGGCUCCGCGCCCUGCUCGGCAUCGCCGAGGCCGCCUUUGCCGGCGUGCCCUACUACCUGAGCUUCUUCUACCGCCGCCACGAGCUCGCCUUUCGCGUCGCCCUCUUCAUCGCCGCCGCGCCCCUCGCCAGCGCCUUUGCCUCGUCCCUCGCAUGGCUCAUCGUGCGCGCCGCCGGCCGCUGGAGCCCCGUCGCCCCCUGGCGCCUGCUCUUCCUCGUCGAGGGCCUGCCCUCGGUCCUCGCCGGCGUCGUCGCCUGGGGCGUCAUCCCGGACGCCCCGGACGCCGCCCCGUACCUCACCCCGCGCGAGCGCAAGAUUGCCACGCUCCGCCUCCGCAGGGAGAAGCCCGACGCGAGCGACGCCGCCGAGGACGCGCCCCGUCUGUCGUGGCGCGACGUCUUCUCCGUCGCCCUCGAUCCCAUUGCCAUUCUCGCCUCAGCCAUCUUCUGCAUGGUCAACAUAGCCUACUCGUCGCUCCCCGUGUUCCUGCCCAAAAUCAUCCACAGCAUGGGCUACAGCAGUCUCUCUGCGCAGGCGCUCUCCGCCCCGCCCUACCUCUUCACAUUCGUCAUCGUCCUCUUCACCGCGCACAUGUCCGACCGCCGCGGCAGCCGCACGCUUCCCAUCGUCUUCCACGCCCUCUUCUCCGCGUCUGGCUAUCUCAUCCUGGGCCUCGCUGAACCUCUCCGCCUGCCGACCUGGGUGCGCUAUCUAGCCGUCUACCCAGCCACCAUGGGCUUUUUCAACGUCGUGACCCUCAUCAUCACUUGGGGAAUCAACAGCCAGCCGGAUGAGACGCGGCGUGGCGCGACCUUUGCCAUGAUGCAGUUCAUUGGCCAGCUCGGUACUCUUGUCGGCACGAGACUCUAUCCUGACAGUGAUGGGCCAUACUAUAGCACGGGGCAUCGCGUCUGUGCUGCCGUCUUGCUCGGUGCUGCUGGUUGUGCUUUUGUACUGCGUUCCUACUUGAAGCGUCUGAACCGCAAGCUUGCUGAAAUGGAGGAUAAUAGCCCAUAUGGUUGCGGUCUAGGUGCGCUUGACCAGGACCAUGAUGAGGCGGAGAGACUGGUUGGCUCUGCAGGAUACAAGAGCCCUAGCAACGGCUUCAGGUACAUGAUUUAA